This is a messenger RNA of Thamnophis elegans (Western terrestrial garter snake), 2294 nucleotides long. RefSeq names its product zinc finger protein 557-like. NCBI's taxonomy places the organism in Eukaryota, Metazoa, Chordata, Lepidosauria, Squamata, Natricidae. The record is from RefSeq and is a predicted model, not a curated record. Gene Ontology annotation, biological process: regulation of transcription by RNA polymerase II. The transcript has 6 exons. Gene Ontology annotation, molecular function: RNA polymerase II cis-regulatory region sequence-specific DNA binding; DNA-binding transcription factor activity, RNA polymerase II-specific. The coding region runs from base 642 to 2294 and encodes 550 amino acids.
UAGACUUGUUGUUUCUCUGUGUCAUAUAAUAUAUGUGAGCAUAUGCAUAAUUAUGUAUUUUAGUUUCUCAUGUUUUAGUAUUGUAUAUUGGAGAUGGUGCCCUUUCAGAGCUGCAACGAAAUUUUAUUUUAGUGUAUGCCGAUUAUUGUACAUUCAAAGUGAUAAUAAAUUAUUCUAUCUUAUCCCAUCGUAACUUAACCUAAUCUAAUCUAGCCAAACCUUUAAAAAAAACUAGCCUACCCUGGGGGAGGGGGGGGCGGAGGAAUAGAAAAUCCUCCAAACAUAAAACAUUUAUAUAACAUAUUCCAUGCCUUGAUGAAAACUGGGACUACAUUUUGCACCACGCCUGAUGGACACACAGACACAGAAAUACUCACAAGAUCCAUCUCAAUACAACUGCAAUACAUUAUCAGCUUCUCAUUAAUGAGAAUGAAUGUUGUUCUGUGCUUAAAUCCAUGACCUUCUCAUUCUUUGAAUUUAUUUUCUGUUCCAUCUCAGAUGCAGAAACUAGAAUCAUCACAACAACCUUCCUAAAAACAAAAAGUUAACUCUUGGGAGAAGAUCCUAUGAAUUGAAUGGUGUUUGGAGAUCUACAAGAUUCCUAAGAACGAUCUGGAAUUUUCCAACCGGACAGAGAAAGGAUGCAGAAACAACCGUUACCACAUGAGGGUACUGGAAAAAGCACCUCGGAUGUCAAGUCAGGCAGCUGUGGGAAGAUCUGGGCAAGAACUGGACAGAAGAUCCUGGGGAAUAAAACCGUCAUCCGUUCAGAGAUUCAGCCCUGCAACUUCAGAAACAUCCAAUACCAGGAGGCUGAAGGUCCCCGAGGACUUUGCAGCCAACUCCACAACUUUUAUAGUCAAUGGCUGAGUUUAGAAAAGCACACUAAAACUGAAAUGUUGGAUCUGGUUGUUUUGGAGCAGCUCCUGGCCCUUCUGCCCCUGCCGAUGAAGACCUGGGUGCGAGAGUGUGGAGCAGAGACCAGCUGCCAAGCAGUGGCCCUGGCAGAAGGCUUCCUCCUGAGUCAGGCAGAGGAGCUGAAGGAGCAAGUCGAAUUGCAGUCUUUCCCUCUAAAGACCAGAGAACCUAUGAGAAAGAGGAUUCCAUCCAAUCCCUCUUGGGAGCUGUGUUCCAUGAGGAUCUAUCAUGAAUCCUCAAGUCAGGACAUCUCAAAUGGGAAGAAUAGAAUGAAUUUGACUCCUUUUUAUGGUGUUGCUGAGAGAGUGGUUGAUGCUCCAACUGAAGAAGGUCUUGUGUCCUUUAAGGAGGUGGCUGUGUAUUUCUCCGAAGAGGAGUGGUCUCAGCUCGAUGAUAAUCAAAAAGCACUAUAUCGGGAAGUCAUGCUGGAAAAUCAUAGGAUUGUGGCCUCUUUGGGUAAUAAUGGGGAGGAAGAUGAAGAUUCCAGAGAACUAUUCAAAAUGAUCAGUCGUAGAUACAGUUUGAACAACCCUACAAUUUUAAUGGAAGUAGGAAGCCAUGAGAGAAACGAGUCAAAUAAUUGCAAUCAGGAAAGUUCAUCUUCUGUCCUUGAAGCAAUGAAAGCCUCUGUGGCCCAGCAAGAAAAAAUAAAAACGAAAUAUAAUGAAAAAUGUACAAAACUAUUGAUAAACAAAUUGGAUACAGAUAAGCACGAUGGAAUCCAAAUCAAAGAAGAUUAUAUAUGUAGAGAUAAUGGAAAAAGCUAUAAAUGGACCCUGUCUGUUCCCCAUAAUAAUGAGUCCCGUAUAUCUCCAGAAAGGAUCCAUGCAGGAGAGAAGACAUAUGAAUCCAUGGAAUGUAGAAAGCAUUUUAUUAAGGACAAUCAACCCAUUUACCAUAAAAGGAUCCCCAAAGCGGAGAAAAGAUAUAAAUGCAUGGAGUGUGGAAAGAGCUUCACUUUUAAGAGUUCUCUUUCUUUGCAUUUCCGGAUCCAUACGAGAGAGAAGCCCUAUACAUGCAUGGAGUGUGGAAAGAGCUUCUCUCAAAGUAAUUCUCUUACUUCCCAUUCCCGGAUCCACACAGGAGAGAAUGGUCUUAUUGGCCAUAAAAAGAGCCACACAGGGCAAAAGUAUAAAUGUAUGGAAUGUGGAAAGUGUUUUGCUACAAAGAUGUAUCUUAAGACCCAUGAAACGAUCCACAAAGGGGAGACGCCUUAUAAAUGUAUGGAAUGUGGAAAGAGUUUUUCUACAAAGACGUAUCUGAACACCCAUGCAAGGAUUCACACAGGGGAGAAGCCUUAUAAAUGUAUGUUGUGUGGAAAAGGUUUUAUUAUGAACAGUUAUCUUAACUACCAUAAAAGGAUCCACACAAUGUAG